AUGGUAUUAUUCCACUAUGAUAUACACUUACAAUUCAUACUAUGGGUAUUCAUGGAAUUGCAUAAAUGCCUCGUAAUCCGUAAACCUCGCAUUUACUUGCGCGUUUUGAAGAAUAUCUUUAUUAUUUUUUUAGUUUCUUAUUGCAUAUUCCACCAAUCACGAAUUGCUCCAAUAUACUUUCUUACAGAUACGUUAUAUUUCUUUUACUUGCAGACUGCUAGUUCACCUAGGCGCGUUGCCGUACCUGUACUGGUAAAGGAUGGAAAGCCGUGCGCCGGAAAUAACAGUGCUUCACAAUCGCAGCAAGUAAGUGCUGCUAGUAAUGCUCCAACUAACAGCAAUAACACCAAUGUAAACGAAAGCAAUGCGUCCACCGAAGUGAAUAACAGCAUUGCAAGUAGCUUAAGUCUUAUAACAGGAGAAACAAAUAACUCCCAUUCUCCAGAUACAUCAAAUUCACUAAUUGCCAGUUAUAAUGGGACGAUCGUAGGACAUAAUCAAAUACAGCAACAAUCUUGCAAUAAUUCUUUAAUGUCAAACAGUUUGGCAAUGGCAUAUCGCAACCAGAAUAAUUUUAUUUCAAACGGCCAUCAACAACAGUGUACAGGGUAUUUGCCUUUACAAGGCAGGGCGUGGUAAAAGGCUGCAGAGGAAGAAAAAAAUAAUUAUGAUAUAACAUACUUUUGCAUGUUUUCUUCAAUUCGGUUAGCCUGUUUAUGAGUAAUUUAAUUUAUGAGCAAGUUUAUUUUUAUAAAUCUUAUUACAUAAACAGAAAUUCGCAUGAAAAGAUUCAAAACUGAUUAAAUUUUGGUAAACUGCGUUUACUUAAUUUGGUCGUGUGAGCCAAAUCGCCUGUGUAAUUAAUCAUUAUUUAUUUUUUACUUAACAUAUCAGCAUAGCAGAAUCGAGAUAGACACAUGUAUUUAGAUAUACUAAACUAAUUAUAAUUAAAAGGAAUAUCGAUAUAGCAUUGUCUGAUAUUCCGUACACCCGUCUGCACACUGAUCUAUAUCAGUAAAAAUAUAAAUACAUUGUACAUAUU
Rhagoletis zephyria (snowberry fruit fly) is the source of this 1042-nucleotide messenger RNA. RefSeq lists its product as uncharacterized. The record is from RefSeq and is a predicted model, not a curated record. Lineage: Eukaryota; Metazoa; Arthropoda; Insecta; Diptera; Tephritidae.